Drosophila melanogaster (fruit fly) is the source of this 1754-nucleotide messenger RNA. RefSeq lists its product as uncharacterized. The coding region runs from base 32 to 892 and encodes 286 amino acids. Lineage: Eukaryota; Metazoa; Arthropoda; Insecta; Diptera; Drosophilidae. The transcript is spliced from 2 exons. The record is from RefSeq and is marked reviewed.
GGAUCAGUUGUUUUUCCACACCCAAGCGAAGAUGAAGUACCUCAAAGACUGCAGUUUCCAUGUCCUGUUGGUUCUGCUGCUAAUGAUCCGUGGAUCGCUUUGUGUGCCAGCUUUGGACGCAGCUCCUCCGGCUGCCACACCCAACACCGUGGAAGAGUCGGAAAAUCUGGUCGAGGGCAGUGGCGAACCAGUUGUCGCACCCACAGACGUGGUACCUGCAGCCAGCAAUGGUACCACUCCUCCGGCUGAAGGAAACUCGGAAGCAGCGGUGCCAGACAACGUGGCCAGUGGUAGCAGCAUUGAUCCCACCACCAUUUACGCUGGAGGCCUACUCACUCCCGAGGCCUUUCAGCAGUACCUGAGUCAGUAUGGAGCGUAUGCUCCUUACUCCUAUCCUGCUCCUGUUGCGGGAACAGCAGCUGGCAUUUACCCGUACCCUGGACCCAUUGUGGUGCAGACGGGCUACGAGGGAUUCCUGGUGCCCACUAAUACCGCAGGACAAUCGGACAGCACCACUGUCCUGGCUCCCACUGCCCAGCCCAACUCCUCGAAUCCACUGAUGACAUUUGUCUCCAAUCUUCUGCCCACGAUCCUGAUGUCCACGCUCUUUCGCAUCGCUGCCGUUGUGGUUUCCGCCGUGGGCAUCAUCCUCUUUGGCGGUGCCAUCACCAGUGCCCUGUGCAGGAUCACUCCAAUCUGUGAAAUACCCGCCCGUGCUGUGAAUAUCCUGCGGACGGGUGGUGCCCAGGAUGUGGGUCGCAUGCUGGCCGAGGAGAUGACUCCGGAACGAGUGCGUCGGGCAACGGAAUUCGUGCGCAACGCCAUCCGGAAGUACAAGCAACUGCAGAAGCUGGUGGAGGCAUCGGAGGCGGUGACCGAGUUGACCAACUAGGGAUGGCGCAAUGGGUGUAGGUUUAGUGCUGGCUCGUAAAUUAGGUGGAAUGCAAAAUAUACUUUUAAUGAUGCUAUAAAACAUGAUUUCACUUUUUUCUGUCGCAAGGGGUUCUUAAAAGGUGUUGAGAUUUUGUGUUGCAAAUUUGUUAGUGAAAUAUAUAAACACGAUUCAAAAAAUGGUUCGCAAAAAGUGUUUACAUACACGACUUAUGAUAUAAUCGUUUGAUUUGUCUAUUGAUUAUUAGCUUUAAAUUGUUUUGGAACUUCUGUGGCAACCCUCUGGUGGAUUUGUUGGCGCACAAUGACCAAUGAGAAGUAUGUGUGCACUUGCAUAUGUAGUUUGUAACCGCUCAAUGCCACAAGCAGCACGUUUGUUAGCUAACUGAACUCGCGAUUGUUCUAAUAGUUGGUCGGUCAAUGGCCCAAGUGGCUUGUGGAUCCCUCGAGGGGCGAAAAGGGGUCCAAGUGGAUUUAUAUGUACCCCAGUGAAAUCAUCGCGUGCAUUCAACUGCGGUGUUGAAAUCGCAAUUGGCAAUUGUCGUGUGGCACUCGCGGAAUUUACAGAGCUACAGAAACACAAUCUCACUUUUAUGAACCAUGACAGAGAUUGGAAUUUUAAAUAUAAGUGGAGGCUGAUUAGUGUGAUCAGGACAAAACUACUGUUGCAUAAUCGCUUUUAUCAUUUAUAUAAAUUUUUAUCAUUUUAGUGGGACGAACUACUUAAAUAUUUAAAAUACGAUUAAAAAAUAAUAAUAAAAAUAAUAAGGGUACCGCCUAUCAACAUUUCAAGCCGAAAAGCAAAAGUAAUUAAUAUUUGCUGAUAAGAGAGUGAACAAAUAAAUGCCUUUCGUUUGUUUUAU